Eremothecium cymbalariae DBVPG#7215 is the source of this 2262-nucleotide messenger RNA. RefSeq names its product Gef1p (gene GEF1). The record is from RefSeq and is a predicted model, not a curated record. Gene Ontology annotation, molecular function: voltage-gated chloride channel activity. The transcript has a single exon. Gene Ontology annotation, cellular component: endoplasmic reticulum; fungal-type vacuole; membrane. Gene Ontology annotation, biological process: intracellular iron ion homeostasis; transmembrane transport; chloride transport. The coding region runs from base 1 to 2262 and encodes 753 amino acids. NCBI's taxonomy places the organism in Eukaryota, Fungi, Ascomycota, Saccharomycetes, Saccharomycetales, Saccharomycetaceae.
AUGUUUUUUCAAGAGGUAGAUUCGGGAGAGGGUAAUGCAGUGAUUCCUGAAGUUAAAAAGUUCGAUGAAUUUAAAACAAUUGAUUGGGUUGAGGAGGAGAAGUGUCAUGAGGGGAGGAUUGUGGUUGGUGAGACAUAUUAUGAAGGGCGGUGGAGUAGUUACAAAAACCUGAUAUGGAGGAGAGGGAAAGUGGUGAUCGUUUUGACGUUGAUUGGGUUGCUGGUUGGGUGUAUUGCCGGAUUCAUACAAAUCUUCACAGAAACAUUGGUUAAUUUGAAGUCUGGGGUGUGUACGCGGAAUUGGUUAUUGAACAAGUCUUUUUGCUGUACAGAUAGAGAUGAACAUACAGGGAAGUUAUUUGUAUUAGACGAUGUAAAAUGUGUCAAUGAGAAUAUUUGGGCACCUUGGUCUAAUCCAGUGUGGGCAUAUGUUGUAUUUAUUAUCUUGUCCUGCGGGUUUGCGAUGCUGAGUGCCCUUUCUGUGAGAUACCUUGCGCCGAUGGCAACAGGGUCGGGGAUUUCUGAAAUUAAGGUGCAUGUUUCAGGGUUUGGUUAUAAGGAGAAAUUUUUCAGUCUAACUACUUUGGCAGUCAAAUCUAUAGCUCUACCUUUGGCUAUUUCUUCAGGUCUUAGUGUGGGGAAAGAGGGCCCUUCGGUGCACUAUGCCACAUGUUGCGGCUAUAUUAUAGUUAAGCUACUUCUAGGAAAUACAUUAAAGUUUCCCGAACAGUCUGAAUACUUGAUUGCGUCAAGUGCUGCUGGUGUGGCAGUAGCUUUUGGUGCUCCCAUUGGUGGAGUAUUGUUUGGUUUAGAGGAAAUAUCCAGUUCUGCUCAGUUUAAUCUGUCUACUCUUUGGAAGUCUUAUUAUGUUGCAUUGUGUGCAGUUUCCAUGUUACAAUACAUAAAUCCUUUUAGGAAUGGAAAAAUUGUACUAUUCGAGGUAAAAUACGACAAUGAUUGGCAUGUUCAAGAAAUACCCAUAUUCGUUCUAUUGGGUAUAUUUGGGGGAUUAUAUGGCAAUUAUAUCAGUAAGUGGAAUAUCAGGUUUGUACAAUUCAGAAGAAAGUAUUUAUGGAAAUGGCCUUUACAGGAGGUAUUUUUAUUAGCUUCGGUCACCUCCAUCUUGUCAUAUUUCAACGAGUUUCUAAAGCUUGAUAUGACGGAAAGCAUGGAAAUUUUAUUUCAUGAAUGUGUUAAAGAUUCCAAUAACUCUCAAUGGAAUCAUAGACUAUGCGUAAUUGAUGAAAAAUCAACUUUAUUAAGUUUUUUUGGAAUGUACUUCUCUUUGAUUUUUGCAACUCUUUUGAGAGCUCUUGGUGUUGUUGUGUCGUAUGGUUGCCAGGUUCCUGCAGGCAUCUUCGUACCAUCAAUGGCUGUUGGUGCUACUUUUGGCCGUUCUGUCAGUUUAUUGGUGGAGAGAUUUAUCACUGGACCAAAUGUAAUUACUACAGGCACUUACGCAUUCUUAGGCGCUGCAGCUGCUUUAAGCGGGAUUACGAAUAUGACUUUAACGGUUGUUGUGAUAAUGUUUGAAUUGACUGGUGCAUUUAUUUAUAUUAUUCCAACAAUGGUUGUGGUUGCAGUUACAAGGAUCGUCUUCAACUCCUUCGGUUCAGAGGGUGGUAUUGCUGAGAAGAUGAUUACGAUUAAUGGUUUUCCGUACUUGGAGUAUCCUCAAGAGAACAAUGACUUUUUAGACGAUUAUUGCGCUGAAGAUAUCAUGACCACCAACUUGAUAACCAUAAAGGAAACUAUGCAUCUAUUAGAGUUAGAAUCACUUUUGGAGACAGUAGGGAGUUCUUAUAGGGGCUUUCCUAUCAUCAAAGUUGAAGACACAAAUGAACUUGAAAAGCGUUGUGUCGGCUACGUUUCUUUGCGUAACAUUCAGUCUUAUUUAGGUAUGGUCACUAGUGAUGACAGAGCACGAAACACCAUAAUUAAUUUUAACAAAGAGAAUUCAACGGCUGAUGAAGAUAAUUUUAUACAUUUUAAAGAUUUGGUUAAUUACACCCCAUUCCAUGUUCAUAGAUCACUUUCACUAUCCCUUCUUUCUCGCAUGUUUCAAAAGCUUGGUUGUAAACUAGUAAUAGUUGAAGAGGCUGGCUUUCUAAUGGGAAUAAUCACACAAAAGGACUUUCUAAGAUUUCAAAGAACAAAGAGAAGGGAAAUAAUGGGUCCAUUGUACACAUUUGAUGAAUCAUUGGAGGAAGGAUUAUGGUCUAUUAUUACAGCUGCAAACCAUAAAAUGAAAAAUAUGCUCUAG